Molecule: messenger RNA, 3358 nt
Organism: Poecilia reticulata (guppy)
Lineage: Eukaryota; Metazoa; Chordata; Actinopteri; Cyprinodontiformes; Poeciliidae
Product: retinol dehydrogenase 13-like
Source: RefSeq, a predicted model, not a curated record
CGAGUACUCAUUACGUAAUACAGAUAGUUCAACGCGAAGUAAGAGCACUGUGAUAAAGAACGGGAAACAGCAACUUUUUUCAUGGUUUGACAUAAUUCGCUYCCAGAGAAUUUAAAGUUAAUGUUAAGAAAUUGUUUUAAGUUCAAGUUUGCAUCAGUUAUAAUUUUCCGCAGCUUUUAGUUUCSUAUAGGUUCUUGAAAUAUGCAGAAUUACGCAGAUGUUCUGAAGGACUUCGUAGAAAAGCACAGUACGGGUCUCACAGUCGCUGCUGUUGCAGGAAUAGGGAUUCUAGGUUUGCGAAGAUGGAUGGCAGGAGGGGUCUGUCGGAGCAAGGCCAGGCUGGACGGCAAGACAGUCCUGAUUACAGGAGCAAACACUGGGAUUGGGAAAGUGACAGCCAUGGAUAUGGCUCAGAGAGGUGCCAGAGUGAUCAUGGCCUGCAGAGACAUCCCCAAAGCCUACAGUGCAGCAGAUGAAAUUCGUCAAAAGACUGGGAACAAUAACCUUUUGGUAAAGAAACUGGACCUCGCCUCACUGAAGUCUGUCAGGGAGCUCGCUAAGUACGUCCAAGAGAAUGAGAAACGCCUGGACAUCCUCAUUAACAAUGCAGGUAUUAUGAUGUGUCCUAAGUGGCAGACGGAAGAUGGUUUUGAAAUGCAGAUUGGUGUCAACCACUUCGGGCAUUUUCUCCUCACCAAUUCUCUUCUCGACCUGUUGAAGAAAUCAGCUCCAAGUCGUGUUGUUGUUGUUUCAAGCGUCGCACACGUUACAGGUCGCAUUCACUUCAAUGACAUUAACCUAGACAGAAACUACGAUAAUUUGGUAAGCUAUCGGCAAAGCAAGCUGGCAAACAUUCUCUUUGCCAGGGAAUUGGCUGCAAGACUGCAAGGCACCGGCGUGACAGUGUACAGUCUUCACCCUGGACUGAUUCGCACUGAGUUAGGUCGCCACCUGUUCCCUCACUGGUCUUGGUGGAAGAGGACGAUGGCCUCAGUCCUGAUGAUGUUUGUUAAAAGUCCCUGGGAAGGAGCCCAAACCAGCAUCUACUGUGCUGUGGAGGAGAGUCUGGCAAACGAGAGCGGCCUCUACUAUAGCGACUGUGCUCGCAAAAAGCCUGCAGCUCCAGCUCUAGAUGACGCUGCUGCCAAAAGGUUGUGGGACCUCAGUGUCUCCAUGGUUGGUCUUUCCUAAACAUGGCCUCACUUCAGCAACCUCUUCCUUCCAGUGGAGUUGGUAACCCUGUUUACACGGGAGUACAAAGAGCUUCAAUUUAAUAUAAUUUUUUAAUCACUAAUGGGUAUUUCAUUAAUUAAGACUUUUCACAUGCUUGUAUUUCAAAGCACUUAAAUGUUUUCAGCACAAUUAUUUGCACUAUUUACUCUUAUUCCAGUGAAGUAACACUUGCUAUAAAGAGGUGCUAAGCUUUAUUUUUAUAUCACAAACAAUUUCUAUAAGCAUGAUUAUUAUUUUUUUCUUUAAUUGUACUAGAGGUGUAAGAAUACAUGUGUUAUUGCCAAACUGUGACAGUCUGAUGUUUGCGCUCAGAUUUAUCAGUUGCAGGCCAUCACAGGUCUUGUGGACAAGAGGACGGACAUAAGGCUUUUUUUUUACAAUCUGUUUAAUACCAAAAGAAAACAUUAGUCAAUGCAAAAUGUUAGUUAAAGCAGUUCAAGCGUUAGACAUGUGGCUGUUUCAAUCAAACAUCCAUCAAAUGUAGGCUCCUCAAACGGCUGUAGGCGACAAAUUAAAACAGCAAAAAAGUAUAAAAACUUUACAAAAAUCAACCAUUGUUCCACAGAUUAGAGAUGGAUAGUUCUGCAAACUACUUCAGAAGAGUUUGUAAGGUACUCUUCUAGCUUUUCCACUCCACAAAUAUCCACGUUACUCACCUGUUUUGCUAAUGUUAUCAUAUCACGUCAAAAGAAACCAUUGCACACAUUAAAUCUGUUUGAUUAGCAAGUUAAGGGUGUGUAAGUAAAGGACACUGAUAUAGUUUAAGAARCAAAAGAUUUUAACAAGACAGAAGCUUGGAGACUUAUUUUAUGUAAUCAAAAAUAUAAAAAAAAUUUGUGAUGUUGCAACCACUUGCUGCAACAGUGAGCAGCAAGUGGUUCAUUUAUGGAAACUCAGACAGCCAUUUAUGAAUAUAUGAAUGAAGAACUUUACCCAGUAUUUUAGGGUAUUUAUCAUGAUGUCUCUAAAAAGCAUUUGAAAAUGUGUCAGUCUGAAAUCUUGCAUAAUCACUUGAUAUCAAAAAUGUCACUUUCCUCCACAAAUUCCACUAAAUCCUGCUACUAUGAUGCUACGGUGCAUGACAUUUGCACAUUUUAAGAUAAAUGAUGAUUUAGUUAUGCCUCUGUAGAAAUAUCAGUAGAAAAUAACUUCAAACAGUGACAGCCCAGUGUUUGCAAAAUAAAGCUAGCAAUUAUACCUUAUCUUUCCAUGUACUUUUACACCCAUAUUUAUCACUUAAAUGUUCUAAUUAACCCGUUAUUUAGAUGAUUGUGGAUGAUUUCACAAAGCAAUAUUUUUUAACAAUGUAAAUUCACUGCAAAGCCACAGAUUUUCAAGAAUGCACAAGAAGCAAUUACGGCUUUAAAACCUUUAUUGAUGGUAUUUUAUAAAAGAAGAGAACUUUUAGUUUCAUGUUCAGUUCUAUGUCAGCUCAAGAAGUAAAAAAAAAAAAAUGCAGCAAGAGGUUUUCUGUAAAGGAAAUGGCUCUUGACCCGUGACGACAGCACUUGUAGGAUUGUUGCACUUUUAGAAGAGAUGAGAUCCUGAGAAUGUAAACGCCUCUGGGGCGCAGAACAGAUUGGAAGAAGAAAUGCAACGAAGAGGAUUGCACAGCUCACCCUAACAUGAGAUAAUGUUUGUGAUGCUAAGACAAGGCUGUUUUUUUUAUUCCUUUAAUUUAAAGAUUUUCUGUGUGUGAUAGUGGUAACUGAGCUCACAAGGUGCUAAGUGUACAAUAUGAAGCCACCAGCAGUGUAAUAUUCUCACUAAUAAAAGUCCAAAGAAAAGAGACAUUUUUGUGUCAGUUUGUAGAUCUCAAAUGCAAAGACAUUCUCAGCUUUUGUCAAAAUUGUGUAUUUGAAUCAGGCUAUUCUAAUUUUGUUUUAUGUUUUUAAACUGAAUCCUAAAUUAUAUAUAUUUGGGUAUUUAAAAAAGAAAACUUAAGUUCAUAUGAUCAAAUGAAAAUGAACAAAAUGUUUGGAASAAUUACUAAUCUGAUAACUUGUGCUUUAUUUUGAAAGUAAUGAUUUUUCUGAAUCAAAUAUGCAGUUAGAUUGCCUAACUGCAUACUUGAAUGUUGCUACCAUUCAUACAUAACAAUUCCUAUAAAGCAAGUCUAUUUGUA